AUGGUUAGCGAACAAAUUACCAAAACUGUACUUGAACGGGCACCUAAGCCCACAUUUCCCAAUUAUGAGCAACGAGGUCGUCCUCUCUCUUAUCAGCCCCGUUUCUAUGAAGUCGACAAACAACCAGCCAAUAACUAUGGGUUCCCCGAGCCCGGUAUUCAGGCACCAACUGCCAAACAAGUUACCGCGAAGGACUUCAUGGUGUCAGACCUGACUUGGGAGGAUCUAUGUGUGAACGGCAAGGACGCCAUUGACUACAUUGUCAUUGGAUCAGGAUUUACGGCUCUUGCUUUUAUCGAUGAAACCCUCAAGCGGGAUCCUCGUAAGAUGAUUUUGUGCCUAGAGAGGGGAGACUUUUGGUUGCCCGAUCACUUUCAAAACCUCCCUCUGCCUUUCAAGUAUACUCUUGGAGGACCUAGCGAGACGUUCCCUUUCACUUUGUCUGAAAAGACUUUCAAUAGUCCAGUACGAUUCGUGCACGGAUCGACUCCGUUCUUCGGUGGGCGGUCUACGUUUUGGUCUGCCUGGUCUCCAAGCCCAGACGAAAAAUUGAUGCGUGGUUGGCCAAAAUCAAUGAUCGACACUUCCAAAGAAGCUUCCUUUUUCAGGGACGCAAUAGAGCUUUUGCGCGUCACUGAUGCUAACGAGAUCGGUCCUCCAUACUACCGCGAAGGUCUGCAGAAACAAGUUCACGAACGCCUACACGCUAGCCUCCCUAACAUUCCCACUGCUACUGAAACCCGUAAUGCUCCUAUGUCUGUUUCGCCUAUGGCGCAGACUUCAACAGUCCGUUUUACCAAGUUCUCCACUCCAGGUCCUCUGCUCGGACUAUACAAGAAGCAGCAAAAUCUUGUCAAAGCUGACCCGAAUAAGGCGUCUCCCUUACUCUUUGCGACUGAUACCGCCGUAGAAUUCUUAAUCACCGACGUAGGCUACCCCGGUAAGGUCCACGAGGCAUCUAAGGAUAAGACUGUAACCCUUGUUCGUUCGUCGCGACACACCGACCUUCCCGUAUCCGAGAAGACCAAAAUCAUUCUUUGUGCGGGAGCUUUCCCGAACACAACCCUAGUCCAGAAUAGCUUUGCAUCUAUCCCAGCCCUUGAGAACGCUGGCAAGACGGUCACAGGUCAUUUUUUGAGCCAUAUUGUCGGCCGUGUUCCUCGAAGCGCAUUCAAGGGCCUUAAGGAUUCCAUCGAAAUCGGCGCAGAGUACUUGGCAGGAAAGGACCCCGAAACCGAGCUUCAGUAUCACAUUCAGAUUACUUCAAUCGCUUCUCCUCAUCAGAAUCAAGAUGCAGAAGAUGCAGCUCGCUUCUGUCCAGACUAUGCAGCUUCUGCCAGUGAUGCACAAUUGAAAGAAUCACAAGACCAUGUUAUAUUUGUUUGUGCUACCCUCGGAGAGUUGUGCGAGGGCAACUCCGAGUCAUUCUUUAGGCGCAAUCCCUAUAGCAACAGCAAGGAUGCGACUGCAAACUGCGUACUCCAAGUUGUCCUGGAUGAUAAGGACAAAAAACUCUGGAAUGUUAUGGACCAAGCGACAUUCGAGGCCAUUGAAGUUAUGGCUGGGAAGAAAAACAAGGUUGGGUGGAGGGAAAAUCGCCCAGGGCAGGAUACAAUUCGGAUGGAGGGGAUAGUCCACGAGGCCGGAUUGCUACCUAUGGGAGAACCAGGUGACCGAAAUGCAUGCGUGGACAGCAACUAUAAGCUCAAGGGAGUUUCGAAUGUGUACGUGACUGGAGCAUGCUUGUUCCCGACCUCGGGGUCCUGGAAUCCGACCUUGACUAUGUGCGGGUACGCUCAAGACCUAGCGAAGAAAUUGACUCCUCACCAUGAUCAGCAAUAA
Rhizoctonia solani is the source of this 1842-nucleotide messenger RNA. Its product is annotated as GMC oxidoreductase. Bases 1 to 1842 code for a protein of 613 amino acids. The record is from RefSeq and is a predicted model, not a curated record. NCBI's taxonomy places the organism in Eukaryota, Fungi, Basidiomycota, Agaricomycetes, Cantharellales, Ceratobasidiaceae. Gene Ontology annotation, molecular function: oxidoreductase activity, acting on CH-OH group of donors. The transcript is spliced from 9 exons.